Molecule: messenger RNA, 1614 nt
Organism: Penicillium alfredii
Lineage: Eukaryota; Fungi; Ascomycota; Eurotiomycetes; Eurotiales; Aspergillaceae
Product: sugar porter family MFS transporter
Exons: 3
Coding region: 1-1614 (537 amino acids)
Biological process (GO): carbohydrate transport; transmembrane transport
Cellular component (GO): membrane
Molecular function (GO): carbohydrate:proton symporter activity
Source: RefSeq, a predicted model, not a curated record
AUGUUAGAGAAGUUCAAGCCCAGCCAACCUUACUUUGGCCUCCGGGGUGGAUGGUUGACCUUUUGGGUCACCGUCGCCUGUGCCACUGAUAUGAUGCUGUUUGGCUACGACCAGGGUGUCUUCGGUGGUGUUGUCGUGACCAAGGACUUCCUAAACACCCUCAAUCUCGGUGACAAUGCCACCCUCCUGGGUACGGUCACCGCCAUCUACGACAUCGGCUGUCUGUUCGGUGCCAUCAUCGCCAUGAUCUGGGGUGAGAGAUGGGGCCGAAAGCGUUCUAUCAUCUAUGGCACAACGGUCAUGUCCAUUGGCGCACUCCUCCAGAUCACCGCGUACGGCGUCCCCCAGAUGAUCGUCGGCCGCAUUAUCGCCGGCCUGGGCAACGGUAUCAACACAUCGAUUGCACCUGUCUGGCAGGGUGAAACCUCCCAGGCCAAAUGGCGUGGCAAGCUGGUCGUCAUUGAGCUCACGCUCAACAUCGCCGGGUUCUCCUUGUCCAACUGGAUCACCUUUGCCUUCUCUUUUCUACCGGGCCCGGUCGCCUGGCGGUUCCCGCUGGCAUUCCAGUUCCUCUUCAUCUUCAUCCUUUACGCUACCGUGCCUUGGUUGCCCGAAUCCCCUCGUUGGCUCAUCGCUCACGACCGUCUCGACGAGGCUCAGGUCAUCAUCUCGGAUCUAGAGGACAAAGAGAUCGACGACUCGUAUGUCGUCACCGAGUACACUGAAAUCAUUGCCGCUGUUCAGUAUGAGCGCCAUCACGCUGUCUCCUGGUGGGAUCUGCUCCGCGGCAAGGCGGGCAAAGAGGGUGGCACUUGUGCCAUUCGCCGAAUGAUCCUGGGUGCUGGCGCCCAGUUCAUGCAGCAGGGAGCUGGUAUUAACGUGACAAGUUACUACCUUCCUACCGUCCUGAUGGAGUCCGUCGGGCUCACAGAGAGACUGGCCCGGCUGCUGGCCGCCUGCAACUCAGUCUCGUACCUCCUCGCCGGAGCCGUAGCUAUCCCCAACAUCGAGCGCUGGGGCCGACGCCGGCUCUUCAUGAUCUGCGCCCUGGGCCAGGGCGUGUGCUACCUGCUGAUCACGGUGCUGCUGCGCUUCAGCGAAAAGGAAGGCUACGCAGCCAGGAAAGAAGUCGCCUCGGCGUCGAUCGCCUUCUUCUUCCUCUACUACGUGUUCUUCGGCUGUGGCUUCCAAGGCAUCCCGUGGCUCCUCCCCGUGGAGCUGAACUCGCUCAGCAUGCGCACCAAGGGCGCGGCCCUGGGCACGGCCACCAACUGGGCGAUCAACUUCAUGGUCGUGGAGAUUACCCCCAUCGGCAUCAAGAGUCUGCACUGGCGGUUUUAUAUCAUCUGGACCGUCCUCAACCUGGCCUUUGUGCCGACGAUCUACUUGUUCUACCCUGAGACGGCUAAUCGUCAGCUCGAGGAUAUCGACUUGUUCUUCCGGGAGAACCACGGCUUGUUCGUGCACAAUAACCCCGAAGCGGUCUCCACUGCGCGUCCUGCCCGCUAUGUUGAAAUCGAGCAGGACUUGGUCCAUCGCAAUGCGUCCGUCUCGGCUGAUAAGAAGAAUGCUGCUGGCCUCGAGGGCCAGGGCGAGCAUAUGGAGCUUGUAUAG